Toxorhynchites rutilus septentrionalis is the source of this 1472-nucleotide messenger RNA. RefSeq names its product ATM interactor (gene Asciz). Lineage: Eukaryota; Metazoa; Arthropoda; Insecta; Diptera; Culicidae. Bases 83 to 1231 code for a protein of 382 amino acids. The record is from RefSeq and is a predicted model, not a curated record. Gene Ontology annotation, molecular function: DNA-binding transcription factor activity, RNA polymerase II-specific; transcription cis-regulatory region binding. The transcript has 2 exons. Gene Ontology annotation, biological process: regulation of transcription by RNA polymerase II. Gene Ontology annotation, cellular component: nucleus.
UCCGACAUAAACAAAAACAGUUCGAACAAACUUUAUGCUCAAUAUUUACCGUAGCCGAAACUGAAAUAUAUAUUUGAAAUUUAUGACGGAACAACGAAUGGUUAUAAAGCUAACGCUUUCGCCGGAGGAAAUAGUCGAAACGAAGUUGCAUCGUUGUUGCGUGGAGGGAUGUAGUGAAAGUUUUACCAACGUAUCCCACCUACAGUUGCAUCUCACGAAGCGCCACAAGCUGACCACGGUCAACGUGAAGACCGACAAAACUGACCACGUGAAAUAUUUCCACUGCCCGGAGCAAUCAUGCGUCUAUCAUGUACGAGCCAGCGGGGAGAAGUUUUUCACAUCUUUUCGCAGCUUGAAGCAGCAUUUCUUGAAGAUGCACUCGGAGAAGAAAUUUGUUUGCAAUCAUUGCGACGGCAAAAAAUCAUUCGCUACAGAAUCACUCCUUAGAGCACAUCAGACCAAUUGCGGGCAAUUGUUCGUUUGUAAAGUUUGUAGACUCUCGUAUGAGAGUCGAGAGGCUUUGCUUACACACUGUCGACGAAAAAGUCAUGGAUAUGAAGAACUCCUCGCAGAUAAACUCGCCAAACGAAAAGUUGAAACGCAAAAACCAAAGUCUGUAAAAAGAUUGAAAAAACCUUCACACAUGACUAUCAUGGUUGAAGCAAAAUUGCCCGUUUUAACGUUGACAUGCAAAAAGUCACAAAUGACUCAAACAGAUCUGAUGCAAUCAGAAGAUUCCAUCAGAAGUGAAUCCUCCACACAAACAAAGACCACCGAAUUCAACCCAGCAACAAUGGAUAGCUUCUGUCAGACGAAUCAAAAUCUCCCUGAUUACCCCUAUAAUGCUGCAGAGGAAGCAGCAGUAUCCACAGAUCCACAGUACCAAGUGACUUCAUCGGAAACUCAAACGGAUCAAAUUUAUGAAACAAUGUUUCCAAACGAGGAUCGCAGCGAUCCGAUGCUGUACUCUAACAUGUAUACCCAAACGUGUGAGGAUAUUUUCUCUGACCUUGAACUGGCUAGCAUCGAAACCCAAACCAAUUGGGACGGUCUGGGAGAGUUUCUAGUCUCAGCGGAAACGCAGACAAACGUUGAUGUUAACGGCGCAGCGUCAUCAAGUGAGCUGUCAAGGGGCAAAAUUUCUUCUAUCCAGACGCAAACCUCGGCCAGCAUGGAGUUCCUUAAUGCCAUCAGCUCGGAGAGUAGCUCGAUCCAUACACAAACUUCCUGAUAUUAUGCCGAUGAGGAUGACUACCACUUUGAUUUCUAGUCGGAUGCUGUAUGAUCGAUAUAGAUGGGAGAGAGUGAAUGGGUUUACUAUAAAAUAGUAAACUACAAAAUGGUCCAUGCUCUACGAAGUGGUUUUAUUUUCGAAGCAGAAAUUCACAGCAAACCCUCUUAGUGUUAUUAGAUAAUUAAUUGUUGAUCUCUUAUUAUUAGUGCACGAGAUGUGAUGUCUGAAUAAAUGUGAU